GAUUAACCUUCGUGACUCGUGAUUUUGAUUUGGGCUGGUCGCGGGUUGCUGUCAAAAAGGUGUAGAGUCUUGACGGAGUGCUGCAUUUUCAUCAUCAUCGUCAAGCCUGUCUGCGAGUAAGGGAAAGCCUCUCAUGCAAAUCAUCCCUCACUUUUGGGUGUACGCGCUCUAUCUACCAUCAUCUCGCGCACUGACGACGCCCGACUUGGCUGUCUGACUGCCGCUUUGUGCCGACGCUUCGAAGCCCCCUAUUCAUUUCCUCGCAAAAGCUCAGGUGCUUCAAGAUGUCGAGCGACUCGCCAGCGGCUUCACGCGCAGGCGCGCCCUCGACGCCCCUCUCGCCCAUCUCUCCAUCGAGCGCUAGACGCUUAUCCAAUCCCUUUACAAAGAAUCAGGACGAGGCUGAGGAGCGCAGAACUGCAGCUCGUACUGCUGACCUGCGAGUCGAGGAGGAGGACGAAGAUGAUGAUGAAGGAGGCAUAUCUAGUCAUGGUCACGAUGGACUAGGAGCCAAAGCUGCCAGUUUGAUGCGCAAAAUGAGACAAGCGAGCAUCGCAUCUGUAGGGUCCAAGAGAUCCAGUACGCACGGUGCCAUCGAAGAGGAAUCCGACGAAGAGCUCGAGUUGCCUCCUCGACGCAAUCCCGAUGGGAGCAAUUAUCGCUCGCCAGGUGUCAGCACGCCCGCCUCGCCAAAUAACCAGGGACUCACAUUUCGUCCCGAGGUGGAGCCUGCGGGAGGUAACAAGCACCUUCCUCAUGCGGGACCUCCCGUGGAUGAUCUGCGUGGCAUGCCAGACCUUCGCAAGACCGUCUCUACAAGCGAAGCACCGUUUGCGCGAGGCACGACUAGAACGGGAGGCGUAAAUCGCACUUAUAGCAUGGCUCAGCAAAAGCGAAGGCCCGUGAUGAUGAACGAUGACAGAGUCAUCAGACAGCGUCGGCUUAGCCAUGAUGCCGUAAGUCAGGAAGGCCAGAGACGCUUCAUUGUGGAUGUCGAGGAAACGAUGCGUCUCGUGCUUGAACAAGAAGAUACGGAUGGCAAUUUCCAAAUCAGCAUAACAGACAGUGGCCCCAAGGUGCUCACGCUCGGCACAGCUACGUCAAACGGCUACAAGGGUGUUGACAUUCGUGGAACCUACAUGCUGUCCAACCUGCUGCAGGAGCUUGCCCUGGCGCGAGAGCAUGGCAGGAAACGCAUCGUGCUGGACGAGUCGCGCCUGACCGAGAAUGCAGUGGAUCGUCUGAGCCGCAUGAUCAGCCAAACCUUUUGGCACAAUCUGACUCGACGCAUCGAUGGAGAUGGACUGGAACGUAUCCUCUCGGAUCCCAAAAAUCGUAGCGCAAGCCGCAACCCUCGCAUCUACGUGCCAGCUGCGGAGACGGAGAUGAUAGAUUACUAUCGCACCCUGGCACGGGAGCGGCCCAAUCUCGGACUCGAAGUGCAAGUGCUGCCGAAGAACAUCACUUCGGAGUACACGCGCAGCCUGAAUGAGAGCCCCGGCUUGCUGGCCCUGGCCAUGCGCAAGGAGACGAAUGAUCGGGGAAAAGAGGAGCUGCGAGGCAUACCCUUCAUUGUGCCAGGCGCUCGUUUCAAUGAGCUGUACAAUUGGGAUUCGUAUUUCAUCUCGCUCGGCCUGGUCGUCGAUGGAUGGGUCGACAUGACUCGAGGCAUCAUCGAGCAUUUCAUGUUCAACAUUCGCCACUACGGCAAGGUUCUCAACGGGAAUAGGAGCUACUACUUGAUGCGGUCUCAGCCGCCCUUCCUCACCGACAUGGCUCUGCAGGUAUACAGCCGACUCAACCCCGACGAAGAUGCGGACAACAAAGCGUGGCUCAAGAGGGCGAUGCAAUCGGCCAUCAAGGAGUACCACACCGUUUGGAUGAAGGAACCUCGCUAUGACCCCGUGACCGGCUUGAGUCGAUACCGACCAGAAGGUCUUGGUGUGCCGCCCGAGACGGAAGCUAGUCACUUUACCCAUGUGCUGCGUCCGUACGCAGAAAAGUACGGCUGUAGUGUGAACGAAUUCACCCACAAGUACAAUCACGGAGAAGUACACGAGCCAGCGCUUGAUGAAUACUUCAUGCACGACCGUGGAGUUCGCGAAAGCGGUCACGAUACAUCUUACCGCUUCGAGAAGCGUUGCGCCAGUCUUGCGACCAUUGACCUGAAUUCUCUAUUGUACAAGUACGAGGUGGACAUUGCCACUGCCAUUCGCGAGGUCUUUGACGACAAGCUGGAGCUCGAGGAUGACUUUACACUCUGGGCACCGCUCCCACCCAAUUACGCCGACAAGCAGCCCGACGAGCCGUCGCACAGCCAUUCGGCGCCCCAGACCAGCGCAGAGUGGUUUGCACGCGCUGCAUACAGAAAGCAGCAGGUGGACAAGUACUUGUGGAACGAGGGAAAGAGUUUAUACUUUGACUACGACACCAGCACGCAGAGACAAGCCUUCUAUGAAAGUGUGACGAGUUUCUGGGCCAUGUGGGCAGGUAUGGCCAGCGAGGACCAAGCAGCCAAGAUGAUGAAGAAUUCAUUGCGCAAAUUUGAAGAAGUAGGAGGAUUGGUCCCUGGCACGGAAGACUCUCGAGGACCCAUCUCGCUGGACAGGCCCAACCGUCAAUGGGACUAUCCCUUCGCCUGGCCACCCCAUCAAAUGCUAGCCUGGAUCGGUCUAGAGCGCUACAACUACGUCGAGGACAGUCGCCGAUUGGCGUACCGCUGGCUCUACCUGCUCACCGUCUCCUUUGUCGAUUUCAAGAUGAUUCCGGAGAAGUUUGACGCCGUUAACCUCUCCCACCUCGUCGAGGCCGAAUAUGGCAAUCAGGGAACCCAGUGGGAGUACUGGCCAAAAGAGGGCUUUGGCUGGACCAAUGCUUCGUACCAAGUUGGCUUGACGUUCCUGACCAAGGCUCAACGCCGCGCCCUCUCGGUCUGCACGCACCCUCGUGAGCUCUUCGCUUAAGCGCGGUCGGCCUCCACUGGAAGCUCUGGCGAUCAGCGAGCAGAUUUCGUCGACAAUGAC
Ceraceosorus guamensis is the source of this 3023-nucleotide messenger RNA. Its product is annotated as trehalase-domain-containing protein. Gene Ontology annotation, molecular function: calcium ion binding; alpha,alpha-trehalase activity. Gene Ontology annotation, cellular component: cytoplasm. The record is from RefSeq and is a predicted model, not a curated record. The transcript is spliced from 8 exons. Bases 285 to 2963 code for a protein of 892 amino acids. NCBI's taxonomy places the organism in Eukaryota, Fungi, Basidiomycota, Exobasidiomycetes, Ceraceosorales, Ceraceosoraceae. Gene Ontology annotation, biological process: trehalose catabolic process.